CGUUCUAAAUGGAUCCGAAAGCAUAGUACGUUUUGCGGCUGGUAAGAAUGUGGUGCUGAGCAUUGAAUGCAAUGAGGAGCUGGGUACACGGGAAAGAGAUUCGUCAAGAGUUCAUACGCACAUACUUUCUGACUAUAAAUGGGCAUCAGAGGAGACGUAUAAUGGACGAAUAUUGGCUGUACAUCAAAAUUUCAUCGCUUAUCGCCUUUUCAAUGCUAAUACUGGUGAGGCAGUGAGGGUUCUGGAGAAGGAAACCCGUAAUAGACAUCUCAUUAAGGGUUUCACGCAUCCAACGGCUGAUCUCCAAUGGGCAUCGCAUGCACCUCUCCUUGCUGUUCUCGAUUCAAAUGCUAAUCUUUAUGUGUACCAUGUCGAUGAAAAUUGUGUUGUAACGAAAUAUGUGAACGUUAUGCGAGCAGAGAAUAGCGUGGGCGCUGGUGUGUCGCCUCGCAUUUCAUGGUGUCCCUAUAUUCCCGACACAGAAGAUCCACAUGAAGUGGUGCAUAUGCUUGCAACUCACUUCGGUGAAACUGUUGAACUGAUUACGUUAAGUACUGUGAAAACAGAAAUUGAAGGCGAGGAAGUGUGUAUUGAAAAAUUGGUUGAUGUGUCAGAUGCGCUUAUCAAGAUACCAUCAGAGAACAUAAUUUCGACCGUACGUUCAGUUUGUAUAAGUCCAGAUGCCACAGCGGUUGCCGUAGCACAGUCAUCUGGUUGUGUUUCAUUUUUCAUUAUCGAUGGCGUGGCAGCACGUUUUGCACAUCAGUGGACACCCGAUUCACCGUGGCCGAUUGAAGAUCUCUUAGAACAGUUCUGGAAAUUUGCGAUUGCCGCAAACGAUGGUGGUCGUAGAUUGGAUUUGUAUGAAAGUGAGAACUGGAGAUGUAUUGGUCGACUGAGGUUCGAAUCAGCUGAUCGACUUUCACGAUUCGCAGUUUCAAUUGAUCCAUCUGCAAGAUUUUUGUUCCUUGCUGAUUACGAUGCAGCUAACGUACACUGUGUAGAGUUGGCCUAUACUGCUGGUGUACCACACUUUAAUAUAUCUUUGGAAGAUGAAGAAGUACCACAGUGUAGUGUCGUAGCCAAUUUAAUAGCUCUAUCUCAGCGUUCGCUGUUGCGACUCGAAAUCGACUUAGAAACCACCACUUCUGUUGAACAAACGCUUAAAGAUAAUGCUCAGUCAAAAUUACUCACUGUUGCUACUACGAAUAGCACUGACAGGCACAAAGAUGCAGAUAGUAUGGUGCUGCAAGAACGAAGUUCAGAAAAGGAAAGUGAAAUGCUGGAAAUGAUGCAAACACAUCUGGAGAACUUGUCAAUUCAAGUGCAACGACAGGCUGAAGAAGUUGAGCGACAGCGAUGUGACGAUCGCGCUCAAGAUGAAAUGGUUUUACGUGAUGAAAGAAUGUUGUUGAAGUUUGAAUCGCUUAUUCAAGAAAGUCGUUCAGCAACAGUGGAAGCAAUUCAAACAUCACUUGAACUCAAAAUGGAUGGUGUCGCUGAAACAUUCAGAGCAUCUACAAGUCAACAAGAAACAGCAGCGGUCAACGACGAAUUAAUAAAGAAUGUGCGUGGUGCAAUGAUGUCAGUGGUCGUGCCAGCACUAGACAGAUUAUGUACAAAUCUGUUUCAACAACUCAACGAAUCGUUUCGAAAUGGACUUGAACAGUACAUGCGUCAGAUUAGAUCACUGUCUCUGUCAUUGCCACAACAGUCAACCCAUCAUCAUUCAACUGCAGCGCAGCGUUCCAUUGUUGCUAAUGAUGCACCAUCAUUAAUUCAGCUUAUUGAAGCUCAGCAGAUCGUCACUGCCUUCGAAAUGGCUCUAACCAGGAAAGAUUUGUCCUCGCUCAUGUUCGUUUGUAAUAACGUUGAUCCGGACACAUUGUUCAGCAGUGAUCAGCCGUUACCCCAAGCUGUCCUCCUGUGUAUUCUCAAUCAGUUAGCUGUUAAAUUCGAAGGAGAAACUGAUCUGAAAUUCAGGUAUGUGGAAAAUUGUUUAAUGGCGUUACGUAUCAAAGAUCCGACUGUUUCGGGCAGCUAUCGACAAGUGCUUGAGCGCUUACAUUCUUCUUUAUCAGGUUCGUCAUCGAUUUUAAUUCAUUCUGAUGAUUCGUUCCACUCUCGAAACUAA
Molecule: messenger RNA, 2134 nt
Organism: Anisakis simplex (herring worm)
Lineage: Eukaryota; Metazoa; Nematoda; Chromadorea; Rhabditida; Anisakidae
Source: the annotation of a GenBank genome assembly